AAGCAUAUAUUAGAGCAAAGGCAUUCGAAAAUGCUUACAAACAAAACCCUACUCAAGCUGCUUAUGCAACUCCGACAGUCUUUCAUUCUCCCUAUAGUUUUCCUAGUACCCCAAAUCUUAAUUUUGCUAGUUCGAAUGAGACGGCUGAGGCCUUGAAAAGUUUGACGAGUUCGAUUGAUAAGUUAAUAAACCAAUUUCAAGAUCAACGAAGGCCACUAUCUAGACCUCGGUCUGGAAAUUCUACCCCAUCGACUGUGACAUGCUUUACUUGUGGUCGUACUGGACACUAUAGUCGAAAUUGUCCUGAUUCAUUAAAUAAUCGUAAUAAUCCUCCAGUUAAUAACCGGCCGCCAACAACUAAUAAUAAUAAUUCUACCCCUAAUGGAAAUGACCCUCAGGAAACUCUUCAAGCGUUAUUAGCAUUAAUGAAUAAUAAUCCAGGUCUUUUUAAUAAUGUGGGGAAUCAAGCUUCGUAUUUAGGAAUUCCCGAUGAUGAAAC
Messenger RNA from Ambispora leptoticha, 499 nucleotides. The record is from the annotation of a GenBank genome assembly. Lineage: Eukaryota; Fungi; Glomeromycota; Glomeromycetes; Archaeosporales; Ambisporaceae.